Paramecium sonneborni is the source of this 1571-nucleotide messenger RNA. The record is from the annotation of a GenBank genome assembly. Lineage: Eukaryota; Ciliophora; Oligohymenophorea; Peniculida; Parameciidae.
AUGUAAAAGUAAAUUGAUGAGGUUGAACUAUUAUUAAAAAAGAGUCCUUAACAUAGAAGUAAAGCUGAAAUAGAUCUACUCGUUUCAUUAACUUCUUAACUUCCCUUUUUUAAAUAAUAUACAAAAUUGGAAAAUGGAAUUUAGAUCUAAAGAAAAUGUUGUAAAAAUAUGUAUUGCGAAAAAUUCAAAUCAUAAGAAAUUGUAUUCUAUGUAGGUAACUAAUAACUCUAAGCUUUCUAGAUAGUGUUGGCACAAAAUUCUAUAUCAUUUUAGAAGGACAAGUAACUGUUUUAGUAAGGAAACCAAAUUAAAUUGAAAUGGAAGCAGUAAGAAUACUCAAUAAAGGAGAAUCUUUUGGUGAACUGGCACUCUUACAUAAACAACCUAGAUUAGCAACUAUCUAAUGUCUUAAUGAUUGCACUUUUGCAGUCUUAGAUAAAUAAUAAUUUAAACAUAUUCUUUAAGAAGAAUAAUAAAAAUAAUUAGAUGAAGUAUCUAUCUAUUAAUUAUGAAGAACAUAGAUUAUUUCUCACAAAUUAAAAUAUUCUCUCAUCUCCAUAGAACCUAAUUGAAACAUAUUUAUUUAAAUUCCUUUCUAUAUGAAUUUGAAAAAAAUUAAAUUGUCAUCCAAGAAGGAUAAAAAGUUGAUUAUUUUAUCUUAAUCAAAUCUGGCAGUUUUUUAGUCAAAAAGUUUAUUAAAUCUAAUCAUAUUAAUGCAAAUGUAAUUUAUAUACCUAAAAUAGCUUUUUGAAAUAGGAGAACUCUAAGUAUUUGGAUUCUAUCAUCUCAAUAUCAAUCUACCUUAUGAAUAUUCUUUAAUUUGUAAUACAGCUAAAGGAUUUGCUUACAAAAUUUAACGUACUUCAUUGGUAGAAAGAAUGUUUGAAUAACAAUUUGAAGAGUUAAAAUUACAUAGAAUGGAAUUAUAAUAGUUUGCUGAACUUAGAACAUAAACAGAUGCUAAAACAGCAUUUACUUUUCCAUAAUUUUAUAAUUAAAGAAUUAAAACAGAAGGAAAUAUAGAAUCUCCAAUUUUAAAUGAAAAACUAAUUGAAACUAAUAAAAAAAUUCAAUAAAUUUAAUAAAUUAAAAAAUAGCAGAGAAUUAAUAUAAUUAAAUAAUAACUUGAUUUCUUAUCUUAAAAAUAGAGAAAACAUCCUAUCAAAGUAAUACCUACAAAUGUCUCUCAAACUUAAUCUGAACUCUUUUUUAAAACAAAAAUAUGUUAUAAUUUUAUAACAUAAAAUGAUUCUCAAGAAUAAGAUUAUUAAUAAAUCUAAUAAAAUUAAACUUAAAUAGAUAAACCAAAAAGCAAAAUUAAAAAACUUACAUUAAAAACUCAUUUUCCAGAAGAUAUACAGGAGAAAUAAUCUUGUAAUAGUCCCUUAAGUACUUCUUAAUCCUAAUUGAGAAGUAAUAAAGAAAAGAAAAGAAAGAUCUUACCAAAUGCAUAAAACAGAAUUAAAUCUAGAACAAUUUAAUAUUAGGCUACCUUUUCUCCUCUCUACAAAAUACCUAAUAACCGCUUCUAAUUUUUAUAAAGCAAUGCAACAAGUAAUAGAGUUUUUUGA